AUGUUUUCAGAAGUUGCGCAUCAACAACAGCAGCACCAUUUUCAACAGUCUUUAUACUCGCCUCGUCAUAAUGAAUCCAAAGACGUACAGUCGGCCCAUUUUGAAAGCUCUCCGCAGCUCAAUCAGCCCAGUCAGAUGCGGCAUGCUACCUUUCGACAAAGGUUGGAGAAGCCUCAUCAAUAUCCUCGUUCACUACGGAGUAGCUUGGCAAUGUCGCAGCAAAUACCACCUCGAACACAGUAUACGUCCACCUCCGAAGCUUCAGAGCACAUGCUUCGACGAAAGACCCCAAAUGGAACCCUGGCAGCAGGAUAUGAUGGGAGUCCUGUCGAGUGGACGAAGAGACCACAUGCGACGAAGCAUCUCUUGUUACCUGUGUCGAAUGCUUCCAGCCAGACAACCUAUCCUUACCCUCUGGCGCAGGGGUUUACCGAACCUUCAGCGCCCCAAAACGCCCACUUCGUCAACUCGAGAGCCGGAGAACAACAACGUGCCCAGAAAUUGAACAGCAAUGUUCCCUCGAAUACGACUGUGCAAGGCGCAAGAUCUAGUGAUGAGGUAAAGGUGGAUUCAGGAUGGAGAUCCAAUAGCGUCCCACCCGCAGGCUUAGACUCCGUCCUGGACCAGUCUUACUCACAUCAUCACCAUUAUAACCUAGCAGGGAGCCAACAUGUUCCAACAGUCUUACAGCCCAUGUGGCCGCCAUGCUUGGGUCCUACCUCCAUACACAGUCCCGGACCUUACGGGCCGUACUGGCCAGACGGUGCUUUUGAGCCCUACCGCCCUGCGCCUCUUCGUGACCCGAGGUUUCAGUAUCAAAAACCCGAACCUACUGUUGACUUGUCUACUCCGCAGCUGCCUGCUGUCAGUCACUAUGGCCAAUGGCUACAAGCCCAUAGCGAUUCUCAAUACACUCAGGUGACCGAUCCUUCGGUCAUACCUGCUUCUGUCCUUGACGAGCGUACACAUGAAAUACUGGCCUCUCCAAACCACGUGCAUGAUAGCGUAAACAACGUAAGUCCUAUAUUCAACAAUCAUGCGGCAGCUACAACGCAGCAGCAACAUAGCAUUCCUCUCGCGUAUCGGAAUAAGCCAUCUGCCUGGAAAGACCAGAGCGCUCGAACAUUUAGCGAGAUCUAUAGUCAUCCAGGGUUAGCAAGUUCUGGAUACUGUACGCCUUCUAUGCCUUCGCAUCACGAUCCAGCGGUAUCAAACAGCAAUGCCCAUUUUAGAGAGAAAGUCCUCAUGUGGGCCCAUCGAAUCUACGGCGGCCUACUCGCCUCCAUUGAACAGACGCGGCGCAAUCCCCCUAACGAGCAGCAUAAUGCUGGGGUACAACAUCAAUCUAGCUGCUCUAUAUACCCUCCACGGCGACCUUACCCAUCCUGGUCGAAUAGCUACGGCCGUAACAAUCGAUCCUGUGACCUAAAUAUAGCAACGCAGGCCUCUCUGAAGGACCAGUAUAGCACUCUUAAUCAACCAUUGGCUUCCAUUCGCGCAGGGAAAUUUUCCUCAGGUGGUCAGGUCUCAGCAUUCCAGCCGUCCUCUGCAAACUGCGCUUCUCUGCCGAGUAACCAGUCUCGACAGCGGUGGCAGUCACAUGACGGACGUUCUCGGUCCUGUGCCCUUGCAAUACAAUCCAGUUAUGUACCGCCUCAUCUUUCUUCGGAUAUGCAUGCGACUUCUCCAUCCGCUGCAGCUAUAUGCGCUAUGGAAAUGCUUAGCAGACUCUGUCAAGAGAGCGGCCUGGAGUGGAUGGAUGGCAUGCUUCUGACAGGUUGUCUCGCGUAUGGAUUGGGUGACUAUAACAAAGCUAUGAAGUGGUAUUUGAAAGUUUUACAACGCGACCCCGACAAUGUAGAGGCCAUGUCGAAUUUGGCGGCCACCUUGCUUGCGCUUAACAGGAGGGAUGAUGCUGAGCAGUAUUGGCUUCGGUCUGUGAAGCUUCGACCCAGCUAUUUUGAAGCCAUUGAGCAUCUUAUCGGUCUUUUGCAUGAAUGUCAUCGCGGAAGGGAAGCGGUGAAAGUCAUCGAAUACGUCGAACACGCUCUUCGAAUCAAUUACGACUCAAAUUUGGCACAAACCCAGCGCAACAUGGUGACUGGCGGUAGCCCUUUCGCCGGCAAAUAUAUUUCGGACAGCUCGGAUCUCGAAGCUAUCGGCGGGUUCGGAUCCAGUGGAUACGCCAUAUCGCCGUCCGAAAAUGGUCGAAUGCUCGCUCUGGUGCAUGGUAAAGGCAAUAUGCUGUAUCAACUCGGAGAUAAUACAGGAGCCGCCAAGGCGUUCGAGGAGGCUAUUCUGAUUGGCGCCGGAAGACGUCACCUCGGCAUUCGAGCUUUAAUCAAACAAGUUUUGGCCGUCUUUUCAGAGCAGCCGCGUUUAGGUAUUGGGAGCCCUCAUGGAAAUUAUGGUGUGGACGAGCCAAUAUUACUUCCACCUGACAUUGCGCUGGAAACCUCACGACUUGUCUUUCCUACACAAGGUCGGCUCCCUGGCCUUGAGGCUGUCCCUGACGGCUUUGGCUACAAGGCAGCAGUGUCAAUAAUCAGUAAUUCUCUCCUCUCUCUUGCCAAAAUCUAUCAGGAUGGAAUGUCUUCUAGCGGAGCUGCGGCCACCGCGCCAAGAGCAACUUCUGGAGUUCAGGAGAUACUGGCACUCUACUAUCUCUCGCUAUCGCUUCAACCCAGCCCGUCGACUGCUAACAACGUCGGCAUCCUUUUGGCCGGUGUCCAGCAAUCAACUCGAUCUAGGUCGACCCUGAAACCUACCGUUUCGCAAACUUCAUCUGUUCCCGGGGUCACGCCUGGUAGUGGGAUUGCUCUAGCACUUGCAUACUACGAUUAUGGCCUGAAGCUUGACUCACACCAUGCUCAUCUGUACACAAACCUUGGCAGCCUCUUCAAAGACAUCGGGCAAUUAAAUGCUGCCAUCAAGAUGUAUGAGAAGGCGGUUGAGUGCGACGGCAAUUUCGAUAUAGCCCUUGCUAAUCUAGCGAAUGCCGUCAAAGAUCAAGGUAAAGUAAGCGAUGCGAUUAAGUACUAUAAGAGAGCUGUCACGUCGAAUCCCGAUUUCGCAGAGGCUGUUUGCGGUCUUGCGAAUGCGCUGAACUCCGUCUGUAGUUGGCGUGGUCGCGGUGGAAUCAAUCAUUUCAUGAACAACCGAGAUCGUUGGCACGUUGACGAGCGUGGCGACCUGUUCGAUUCUAAAAAGGCUUCUGUUCCAAGUUCUGGAUGGAUUGAACGUGUCGUUGCAAUCGUUGAGAAGCAGUUACACGAUGGUGAGGGUUGGGGUAAAGGUGUCCUUCACAGCAUUGGUAUAGAAAAAUUACUUCAGCGAUUGAGCCUGGAAGGCGAAGGUCAGCACCACAGAGGUCUCAGGAGCGCCCUCGAGGGCUGGGCUGGGAAUCAAUGGGAGGGUGCUAAAGUAGUUCGACUGAUCGAACGAGCCACGAGGCAGCUGGUCCGACAGAUCUAUCGGUCUCAGUAUAUUGAAAAACGAUCCAUUCCCUCCAGCCAUCGAAUGCGACCACAGCUGCCCGCAGCUCUGGCAAUUCCCAGCGCCCCGACUGUGCUUCCUUUCCAUACGUUUACCUGCCCUUUGUCUGCGAAGCAGAUUCGCAAGAUCUCUCAACGCAACGGUCUACGGGUUUCAUGCUCCACACUACGGGCUCCUUGGCUCUCUGCUCACGUGUAUGAUCCUCCGGCACCACCUAAGCCGUAUCUUAACGUUGGCUAUAUAUCUUCCGACUUUAAUAAUCAUCCUUUGGCGCAUCUCAUGCAAUCAGUCUUCGGCUUUCAUGACAAACUUCGCGUCAAGGCCUUUUGCUAUGCAACGACUACCAGUGAUGGCUCCGUGCAUCGUCAGCAGAUUGAGCGGGAAGCACCCGUUUUUUACGAUGCAUCUACCUGGUCGAUUGAUCGCGUAGUGAACCAGGUAGCCGCAGACGGCAUUCACAUUCUCAUUAACCUCAAUGGGUAUACCCGAGGCGCAAGGAACGAGGUAUUUGCAGCGCGUCCGGCUCCUAUACAGAUGUCGUUCAUGGGCUUUGCAGGCACGUUGGGCGCCGAAUGGUGCGAUUAUCUGCUCGCGGACAAGAUUGCGGUCCCCCCACAGACACUCAGGCCCUGGCGGGGGAAUGUAGACCUUACAGAUCAGACUCAGGAUGGCAACAACGAGGAUGAUCAUGAUGACUGGGUUUAUGGUGAGAAUAUUAUUUUUACGAGGGACACCUUCUUCUGUUGUGACCAUAGACAAAGCGCUCCGGAUGCCCAAGAACCGCAGCUCAGCUGGCCAGAAGAACAGCGACGGCGAUGGAAGAUGCGCAAGGACUUGUUCCCAACUUUAUCAGAUGAUGCUGUCAUCUUCGGCAACUUCAACCAGCUUUACAAGAUCGAUCCCACUACGUUCAGAACGUGGCUACGCAUCCUGUCCCGCACACCAAAGGCGGUAUUAUGGCUCCUGAGAUUUCCCGACCUCGGUGAGGAGAAUCUCAGAGAAACAGCGUUGCGCUGGGUUGGCGCCGAGGUCGCGUCGCGAAUUAUCUUCACAGACGUUGCGCCAAAGCACCAGCAUAUCUCGCGAGCCCGUGUCUGCGAUCUUUUUCUAGACACGCCAGAAUGCAAUGCCCACACCACCGCUGCAGAUGUGCUCUGGUCCGGCACGCCAUUGCUAACCCUGCCGAGGUAUGAGUAUAAAAUGUGCUCGAGAAUGGCUGCUUCAAUCCUGAGGGGGGCGUUGCCGAAGGACGUUGAAGGCGACAGAGCGGCAGAGGAUUUAAUUACUGAUAGUGACGACGCGUACGAGGAGCAAGGGGUAGAGCUUGGUAGUGACCUUGUGUACCCGGUGGAGGACGGCAAGCAGGGAAUGGGUAGGGGUAGAUUGAUGGAGCUCAGGAAGCUACUCUACGAGAGUCGUCGGACUAGCCCGCUCUUUGAUACUCGACGCUGGGUUCGGGAUUUAGAAUCUGCGUAUUCGGAAGCGUGGCGCAGAUGGGUCAAUGGAGAAGGCGGGGAUAUUUGGUUAUAA
Messenger RNA from Letharia columbiana, 5025 nucleotides. RefSeq lists its product as uncharacterized. Lineage: Eukaryota; Fungi; Ascomycota; Lecanoromycetes; Lecanorales; Parmeliaceae. Gene Ontology annotation, molecular function: protein binding; glycosyltransferase activity. The coding region runs from base 1 to 5025 and encodes 1674 amino acids. Gene Ontology annotation, biological process: protein O-linked glycosylation. The record is from RefSeq and is a predicted model, not a curated record. The transcript is spliced from 2 exons.